AUGACCGUGCCCGCUACUAAGAAACAAAGAAUCAUCAAUUGUGUAUCGCAAUUGCCAUACAAGAUACAACUGGGCGAAACCAACGAUGACUGGAAGAUCACCCACGUAACGGGUAACAGCGCCCUAUACUCCUCCCUGGACUACUUGAACUACGACUUGCAAGGAGAAGUCGAACACCACGUUGUCGGCUGGACCGGCGAGGUCACCAGGGAAGCCAGCGUUCCUAACUUCACUAAGGAGGACAAGGACAAGCACGAUGCCAGUGAGGAAGACCCCAUGUACUUGACUAAAGAGCAGAUUAGCGGCUUGACCUCUACGCUGCAAGACCAAAUGAAGGUCGAGGAUAGCAAUAGCACAGUACACCCAGUCUGGCUGUUGCGCAGAGACCAGAGCAGGUGGAGAUCCUACGCGGAAAAGGUCAUCUGGCCUACUUUUCACUAUAUCUUGAACCCUUCUUCUGCUAAUAUUCAGCAGGAAAACAAUUGGUGGUACGACUACGUCAAGUUCAAUGAGGCUUACGCCAACAAAAUUGCAGAAAUUUACCAAAAGGGGGACAUCAUUUGGAUUCACGAUUACUACCUGCUGCUACUUCCACAAUUGCUAAGAAUGCGUUACGACCAGGAUGUCGCCAUUGGCUACUUCCACCACGCCCCAUGGCCAAGUCAUGAAUACUUCAGAUGCUUGCCCCGUAGAAAGCAAAUCCUGGACGGUUUGCUUGGUGCUAACAAGAUCUGCUUCCAAAACGAAUCCUUCUCUAGACACUUUGUCUCAAGUUGUAAGAGACUGCUGGACUCCUCCGCUAAGAAGACCAAGAACGCUGAUGGAUUUGAACAAUAUCAAAUUAGUGCCUAUGGUGGUGAUCUAAUUGUCGAUUCUUUGCCAAUUGGUGUCAACACGAAACAACUAUUGAAGGAUGCUUUUACCAAAGACAUUGACUCAAAGGUGCUUGCUAUUAAACAGGCUUACCAAAAUAAGAAGAUUAUUAUCGGUAGAGACCGUCUUGACCCUGUUCGUGGUGUCCUACAAAAGAUGAGAGCCUUCGAAACAUUCUUGGAAAUGUAUCCUUACUGGAGAGAUCAAGUGGUUUUGAUUCAAGUUAGUUCUCCUACUGCUAACAGAAAUUCCCCACAAACAAUCAAAUUGGAACAACAGGUCAACGAAUUGGUCAACUCCAUCAACUCAAAGUAUGGAUCUUUGAACUUCUCUCCUGUACAACACUACUAUAUGCGUAUUCCAAAGGAUGUCUAUCUAUCCUUGCUGAGAGUUGCUGAUCUAUGUUUGAUUACCAGUGUCAGAGAUGGUAUGAACACCACAGCUCUUGAAUAUGUCACUUUGAAAUCAAACAAAUCGUCAGCAAAUGCCUUGAGUUAUGGUAACCCAUUGGUAUUGUCCGAAUUUUCAGGUAGCAGUACCUUGCUAAAAGAUGCGAUUUUAGUCAAUCCAUGGGAUUCAGUUGCCGUUGCAAAGUCAAUCAAUAUGGCAUUGAAUAUGACUAAGGAUGAAAAAUCUGCCUUAGAAGAUAAAUUGUGGUCUGAGGUCCCAACAAUUCAAGAUUGGACUGAUAAGUACCUGAAGUCUUUGAAGGAAAUUAUUCAUGAUAGCUCUUUGGGAACCCCAAGUGCCGACAAGAGAAUCACUCCUGCUUUGAAUAGACCAAUUCUGCUUGAAAACUACAAACAGGCCAAACGUCGUUUAUUCUUAUUUGACUAUGAUGGUACUCUAACUCCAAUCGUUCAAGACCCAGCCGCUGCUAUUCCAACGGCAAGAUUGUACUCAAUCUUACAAAAGUUAGCUGCUGAUCCAAAAAAUCAAAUUUGGAUCAUUUCUGGUAGAGAUCAAAAGUUCUUGAAUAAAUGGCUAGGAUCAAAGCUUCCACAACUGGGCUUAAGUGCCGAGCAUGGCUGUUUCAUGAAAGAUAUUGGUAACGAAGACUGGGUAAACUUAACUGAAAAGGUUGAUAUGUCUUGGCAAGCCAGAGUUAAUGAUGUGAUGGAAGAUUUCACCAGGCGUACACCAGGCUCUUUCAUUGAAAGAAAGAAGGUUGCCCUAACAUGGCAUUAUAGAAGAGCCGUACCAGAACUUGGUGAAUUCCAUGCAAGCGAAUUGCAAAAGGAACUACUAAAGUUUACCGAUGAUUCUGAUUUAGAGGUUAUGGAAGGUAAGGCUAAUAUCGAAGUCCGCCCAAGAUUCGUUAAUAAGGGUGAAAUUGUUAAACGUCUGGUUUGGCACGAACAUGGUAAGUCACAGGACAUGUUGAAGGGUAUCAACGAUACGUUACCUAUCACAGAAAUGCCUGAUUUCAUUCUGUGUCUAGGUGAUGACUUUACUGACGAAGAUAUGUUCAGACAACUAAACACCAUUGAGUCUGUUUGGGAUAAGAAAUUCCCUGAUGACCGUAACAACUUUGGUCACUUUGGAUUCUACCCAGUUACCGUUGGUUCAGCUUCUAAGAAGACUGUUGCCAAAGCUCACUUAACUGAUCCUCAACAAGUUCUAGAGACACUUGGUUUACUUGUUGGAGACGUAUCUUUGUUCCAAAGUGCUGGUACUGUUGAGCUGGAUGCUAGAGGCCACGUUAAGAACAGUGAAAGUAGUUUGAAGUCAGAACAAGCAACCGCUCAAUAUGUUUUAAAGAGAACGGCAUCAUCUCAGAAUGUUAAAAAGGAUAAAUAA
This is a messenger RNA of Nakaseomyces glabratus, 2673 nucleotides long. It is a transcript of the gene TPS2, whose product is annotated as trehalose-phosphatase TPS2. Gene Ontology annotation, molecular function: trehalose-phosphatase activity. The record is from RefSeq and is a predicted model, not a curated record. Gene Ontology annotation, cellular component: cytosol; alpha,alpha-trehalose-phosphate synthase complex (UDP-forming). Gene Ontology annotation, biological process: fungal-type cell wall organization; cellular response to heat; trehalose biosynthetic process. Lineage: Eukaryota; Fungi; Ascomycota; Saccharomycetes; Saccharomycetales; Saccharomycetaceae.